Molecule: messenger RNA, 853 nt
Organism: Dermatophagoides farinae (American house dust mite)
Lineage: Eukaryota; Metazoa; Arthropoda; Arachnida; Sarcoptiformes; Pyroglyphidae
Source: RefSeq, a predicted model, not a curated record
UAUAAAAAUUCGUAGUCCACUAUGGAUCCAGAUCACAUUAGCACAACACAUCAGAUUGAUCUGAUCACUAAAAAGCAUCUAUUUUGAAAUUUGAAAAAUUUUCAACUGAUAAAACAAAAAAAAAAUCUCAACCAUGUUCAAAAUUUUCGUUAUCGCUGCAUCAAUUACCAUGGCAUAUGGUAGCGGUUAUGGAAGUAUGGGUGGCAGUAGCAGUGGUGGUGGCGGCGGUGGUGCUGGUGGUUAUGCCGCUCAAGCCAUUAAUUUAGCUGUUAAAUCUAGCCAUAAUGUUCAAUAUGUUGAUGUUCCAACACAACGAAUGUUCAAACCAAUCAGUGUUGAAAUCGGUGCUCAAGCCAUUCCAAUCAAUAUGAUUUUCCGAUCACAAUCAUCAGCAUUGAAUGUUAAACAACAACAUCAAAGUGCUGCCGGUUCUCAACAAGAAUCAAAAUCGGAAGAUGAACCACAUAUAUUGCGUCAUACGGUUAAAAAACCAAUUUAUCAAAUGAUCAAUGAAAUCAUUACACCAUAUCGCAAAAUUACACAGGAAGUUAAACCAGUACAAGAAGAUAUCCAAACAAUUAUUGCACGAAUGUCCGGCGGUUCAAACAUGGGUGGCGGAUACAGUUCUGGCAGUUCAGGCAAAAGCGCUGGUUCCGGCAUGAGUGGUGGUGGUGCUGCUGCUGCUGCUGCUGCUGGUGGUGAUGCUGGUUACAGUAUGUCUAGUGGUUCUGGUUCCAGUAUGGGUGGUGGUGAUGGUGGAUACAGCAGUAUGACCAUGAACAGCAAUGGUGGUGGUUAUUAAUUGUCCUUUUUUUUGGAUGAAAAAAUUUUUUUUUUUUUAAAUUCUUAAACA